AUGAGUGUCACUACUACCGUGGUCAAAGGGCCUUUGAAUCUCGCCAACCCACCCUCAGUAUUUUCGACCAAUCCAGUCCUCUCAUGGUACAUGAAAUAUGCAGUGGACUUCAGCAUUGCUAAGACGACCACACCCCCAACCAAAUAUUACGCCUCCAGUGCGACCCUGGUGAACACUGAUCGGUCUAUCAUCCAUGGGGCCAAAGAGAUCUGGGAUUACUACAUCGAUCUCUACGGACAGUUUGAGCGUUGUGCACAUGACGUGAUUUCAAUCGUCGUUUUGAGCGAUGAGACGUCUGGCAAACAUACCGUGAUUAUUGAGACCACGAACAACUUGCAUCUCAAAGGUGGAAGGGGAAUAGUACCUCUGCCCCAAGCCUUUGUUUAUGAGAUUGGCAAAUCCGAGGAGGGAUGCGGCACGGAUGGCCUACAAAUCUGGCAGCUGAACUGUUACUUUGAUCGUGGUUUGCUGGAUAAGGCGGCGAGCACCUGA
Molecule: messenger RNA, 492 nt
Organism: Penicillium roqueforti
Lineage: Eukaryota; Fungi; Ascomycota; Eurotiomycetes; Eurotiales; Aspergillaceae
Exons: 1
Coding region: 1-492 (163 amino acids)
Source: RefSeq, a predicted model, not a curated record